Molecule: messenger RNA, 737 nt
Organism: Tigriopus californicus
Lineage: Eukaryota; Metazoa; Arthropoda; Copepoda; Harpacticoida; Harpacticidae
Gene: ND-ASHI
Product: NADH dehydrogenase [ubiquinone] 1 beta subcomplex subunit 8, mitochondrial-like
Exons: 2
Coding region: 83-658 (191 amino acids)
Cellular component (GO): mitochondrion
Source: RefSeq, a predicted model, not a curated record
GCAGACAGACUGAAUAAGGCUGUCAACAUUUCGAGUGGACUUCACUGGACUGACUGGCUGGCUUGGAGGACACACAGUCAAAAUGUCGACUUGGAGCUUGUUGGCCAAACAAACGGGAAAGAACAUGAUGGGCCUCAGGACUGGGAUGUGGGCCUUGCGGGCUCGAUCCGGAGGCAUCAUGGUCACGUCAGUACGCACGGCAGCCGACCGACCCGACCCGUGGAAUUACCUGUGGCAACCUGGACCAUAUCCACGCACCCAAGAAGAGCGCGAGGCAGCGGCCAAGAAAUAUGGAUUGAUUGUCGAGGACUACAAGCCGUACCCGGACGAUGGCAGAGGUCUGGGUGACUACCCGAAUUUACCCGUACGAUGCAUGGACUCCAAACCGGGCCAAUACAACUGGGAUAUCCCCGAGGAGAAGCGAAACUUCGGCGAGCCUCUGCACAUGAAUUUUCAUUUGAUGCUCGCUUCUCGGCCUAGCCUCUCCGUCCGGCCACGCUACACUCAAUUCCAAUAUUUGCGUUGGUUUUUGGGACUCAUUUCUUUCUUCACCUUGUUUCAGCUUAUAGCCGGCGAGUACGAAUGGUUCCAUCCCUUCUCUGAGCGUCAAACUCCUGGGCCCUACAAGAAAAAGUUCUAUUCCUUUGAGUUGGAAUAGUCACCAUGGAAUUUCGGAUCCCACAGGAUCAGAAUAUGUCUUUAACCUUUCAUUCGAUUAAAACUCUUCAUUUACCGGG